Messenger RNA from Pristis pectinata (smalltooth sawfish), 631 nucleotides. RefSeq names its product spexin prohormone 2-like. Bases 246 to 539 code for a protein of 97 amino acids. The record is from RefSeq and is a predicted model, not a curated record. Gene Ontology annotation, cellular component: cytoplasm. Gene Ontology annotation, molecular function: neuropeptide hormone activity. NCBI's taxonomy places the organism in Eukaryota, Metazoa, Chordata, Chondrichthyes, Rhinopristiformes, Pristidae. Gene Ontology annotation, biological process: positive regulation of gastro-intestinal system smooth muscle contraction. The transcript has 6 exons.
UGUUAGAGGAACAACACCUCAGCUUCCGACUAGACGAUGCUAAAUUCAACAGCUCAAGGUAGUUCGCUGUCCCCUGCCCUCCCGGUUGACGGAUAUAGGAAUCCCUGUGAUACCAGGAGUCUUGGGAGCGCACUACGAUUCAGCUGAGCAGAGUGGAGCAGGCGAUGUGUGCAUAAGACAACAGUGAAUGAAUCGCAGUCUUCAGAGGGACAUCCAGUGAGGGAAACUGCUCGAAAACAAUUAACAUGAUGAAAGCCAAGAUGGCAGUAAUCUGCGCUAUCUUAAUUACCUUUCUCAUUGUGGAGUCCUGCUGUACUCCAAAGAGCAAAGUUACUCCAAGAAACUGGGGUCCACAGUCCAUGCUAUAUCUGAAAGGACGAUAUGGGAGGAGAUCUACUGAGGACAAUGGUUCUUAUAACUCUGAAAUAAACACCUGGAACCUUCUCCUUGGAGAUUACAAAAGGACACGAGCUCUUGGAGACCAGGAUCACUGGAAACAAGCAAAUGCUAAAAAUAUCAACCAUAUGAAUAUGAAGUAGAAUGUUUUCUGAGUAACCUAAUGCAAUACAUGGACAAACAUUCAUUCUAUUAUAGUUAAACUUCAUGAAGCAUUCUUAAGAGAUGGGUGGGA